Molecule: messenger RNA, 1323 nt
Organism: Neltuma alba
Lineage: Eukaryota; Viridiplantae; Streptophyta; Magnoliopsida; Fabales; Fabaceae
Product: MDIS1-interacting receptor like kinase 2-like
Exons: 5
Coding region: 1-1323 (440 amino acids)
Biological process (GO): protein phosphorylation
Molecular function (GO): protein kinase activity; protein binding; ATP binding
Source: RefSeq, a predicted model, not a curated record
AUGGGAGCUCUUGCAAGUCUCACUUAUCUAGACUUGUCUUACAACCAUAUUAGUGGUGCCAUUCCAACUGAAAUUGGAUUUCUUGAUAAUAUUGUCUAUUUGGACUUGUCUAACAACAAUCUUAGUGGGAUCAUUCCAUCAUCGAUAAAAGAUCUUCAAUAUCUCACUUAUCUGAACUUGUCUUGUAACAAUUUCACUAAUGGUGAUACAGAAUUACUUUGGCCGAAGGAGAUACAUAAAGGCUCAAAUUCUUUGUUGAAAAUCAUUAUUCCUUUGACAAUUUUUCUUGUGAUCACAUGUGUUGUGGGUUUCAUCUUAUUUAAAUCAUUCAAAAAGAACAAGAAAUCCAUAAGUGAGACAAGAGAAGCCAAAAAUAGAGAUUUGCUUUCCAUAUGGAACUAUGAUGGAAAAAUUGCAUAUGAAGAUAUAAUUGAUGCAACAGAGGACUUUGACAUUAAAUAUUGUAUCGGAACUGGUGCCUAUGGAAGUGUUUAUAGAGCACAACUUCCAAGUGGCAAAAUUGUAGCAUUGAAAAAGCUUCAUAGAAGAGAAUAUGGAAACACAUCUUUUGCUAGGAGUUUUCACAAUGAAGUAAAGAUGUUGAGUGAAAUUCGGCAUCGUAAUAUUGUAAAGCUUUAUGGUUUUUGUUUACAUCAUCAGUGCAUGUUCCUCAUCUAUGAAUACAUGGAAAGAGGAAGCCUUUUUUAUGUGUUGAAUAAUGAUGACGAUGCUAAAGAGUUGGAUUGGAGCAAGAGAGUGAAUGCAAUCAAAGGAAUAGCAAAUGCUUUGUUCUACAUGCAUCAUGGUUGUGCUCCUCCAAUUAUCCAUCGAGACAUAACAAGUGGUAAUGUGUUGUUAAACUCAAACAUGGAUGCUUUUCUAUCUGACUUUGGCACAGCUAGAAUCAUUGAUCCAGAUGCAUCUAACCAAACUCUUCUAGUUGGUACUUAUGGUUACAUUGCUCCAGAGCUUGCAUACACCUUAGUUGUAACUGAAAAAUGUGAUGUUUAUAGUUUUGGAGUGAUGACAUUGGAAACAAUCAUGGGAAGACAUCCUGGAGAUUUGAUAUUGUCUUUGUCAAAGACAUGUUCUGAAAGCAUUUGGCUAAAAGAUGUGGUAGACCCACGUAUCCCAUUGCCAUCACGAAAAGAUGCACGAGAUGUAACUCUUUUGGUAGCAAUAGCAUUAGCAUGCUUAAAUCCAUCUCCCCAGUCUCGGCCAUCAAUGAAACUAGUGUUUCAAAGGCUUUUAUCCUCCAACCUACCAUUAGUCAUUCCUUUCAAUAAUAUUACAAUCCAUCAUUUAGUGAAUCAAGAUGUAUAA